CGCGCGUCUGUGUGUUCGAGGUUCAGUUUGAUCGGACGUCUGGUCAGAGUAGAGUGAAAACACCGGCUUCUGCAUAAGACAUGGAGCGAGCGAGUGCAGAUGCAUUGGAGGCAAAACCUGAUGGCUUCUUUGACAUUCUGGAUGAGAGGCGGCAGGAUAGUGACAUAAAGCACGCCCUUCGGACUUUUAACCCCCAGCCGUAUCGUGGGGCCACACCCACUUCAGCCAGCGCUCUCAACAGGAUGGUGCUGGAAUCCCAGUACUUGAGCUACAUCAUAAAGGAGAUCGCGCUUGAGAGUGAUGAACCACGUGAGGUAAUUCUCGAAGAGGCAUCGUCCAUUCUGGAGGAGAUGAGUCAGAAUCUUCAGCUGGGCUUCGUUCGUCUGCUGGGAUUCAUAAUGAGCAAAGUGUUUAAGAGUUUGUUUCGCUCUAUACAUGUCAACCAGGAUGGACUUACAUGGCUGCAGCAGGCCAUUCAGGAGUAUCCCGUUAUCCUGAUGCCCAAUCACAGAAGCUAUGUGGACUUUCUUGUUGUGUCAUAUAUCAUGUUCACCUAUGACCUCUCUCUUCCCGUCAUUGCAGCUGGAAUUCCUCUGAUGGGGAUGAAGCUGAUUGGUGAGAUGUUUCGGCGGUCAGGUGCAUUUUUUAUUCGUCGUGCCAUUGGCUCAGACAAACUGUACUGGGCAGUGCUAUCUGAAUAUGUCAGAACAAUUGUCCGGACAGGUUUUGCGCCUGUAGAGUUUUAUGUUGAAGGAUUACGGAGUCGUACACUGAAAUCUGUCACACCAAAGCUAGGAAUGAUGAACAUGGUGUUGGAGCCCUUUUUUAAAGGAGAAGUGUUUGAUAUCAGUCUAGUCCCCAUCAGCAUCAGUUAUGAUCGCGUGCUGGAGGGUUCCCUCCUUGCUCACGAGCUGCUGGGUGUGCCCAAACCUAAGGAGACCACUAGGGGUUUGCUGAAGGCCAGGACGGUGCUGAAGGAAGAUUACGGCUGCAUGCAUGUGUACAUUGGCAGCCCUGUGUCAGUAAGAGAAAGGGUGAAUGGAAAGUUGAACCGCAAACAGUACAAUCUUGUGCCCAGAUACUUGCCCAUGAAGCCCAAUAAGGAGACACAGGAGAUUGUGUCAGGUCUUGCCCACACAAUGGUCCGUUUGCAGGAGAGACAUGUAGUACAGAGCCCAUGGAACCUGAUGGCCUUUAUUGUCCUGCAGAAUCUCCAGGGCAUUGAUUUAGACCAGCUAACCCACAGAACGGUCUGGCUGAAAAGACUCGCCCUGCGGUUUGGAGCUCACCUCAACUGGCCCAAGCACAUUUCAGAUUCUGAGGUGAUGUCAUCGAGCAUAACACUGCAUCACUCAAUAGUGUGCUGUGAGAGGGGGCGUGUCAAUUUAGUGGAGGAGGCAGGUCAAGGACCUGUCAGUCAAGAGGAGGGCAUGCUCAGGCGUGCUGCUGCUGUGCUCAUGUGCACCUCCUACAGGAAUCAAGCUCUGCACAUAUUUACUCGACCUGCUAUGGUGGCCAUCGCUAUGACAACAGCUGCAAAUAAUAGGACUGAUGACCUCUUUCGUCGUUUUAACUUCCUGUUGGAACUCUUUUCCAAUGAGUUUGUCUUCAUUCCUGGUCAAGCGGUUCAGGAUUUUGAGGAGGGGUGUUCUUUGCUACAGCAGUCUGGCAUAAUUGGCAGCUCCAAUAAAGAGUUUUACGUGAGAGAUGAUGGCCAGGAAACCGUCGCCUUCCUCAGAGCGAUUCUGCAGCCGUUAAUAGAGAGUUAUCAGGUGGCGUUUCGGUUCCUGUGUGAGGAGAGCUCACUGACAUUCAGAGAAAAGAACUUCUUACCCAUCGUCCGCAGUUUCAUCAUGAAGCUCCUUAUUUCAGGUGAAGUUCAUUCAUAUGAGUGUUUAUCAUCUGAUGUACAGAAGAAUGUUCUCUCUGCUUUGCUCAGGUUGGCUGCUGUGACCAAAACCAAAGUUGAUGAGCAGAAUGAGUUCACAGUGAAUAAAGCUGCAGUGAAGAGAAUAUGGGACCUGCUAAGUAAAUGCAUUGAUAUUUUUGUACUGGAUCAAUCAAAGACACUACACAAAUGAUUCAAUCUCUGACUAAUUAAAGUUUGGCCCCUGUUGUCAGUAAUACUGUCUUAUGGCUGUAGAAUGGAAUAAUUCCUCAUGAUAUUGGUACUGUAGUGGCUAUAGCUUUUGGGUCUGGAACCUCUACAUUUUACAAUAUUUCCAUAACAACUAAAUUGCAUUUUUCACUGUUUUUUGUGUCCAUGGCAGAUGGUGAAUUAACUCCUCGGAUCAGUUCAGAUGCCAGACUAUGAAAAGAAUCAUAUGACAGCGACUCAUCUCUCCAUUUUAUACCAGCUGAACUCAUCUGUUGUGUUAAUCACUGAGGUUGUUUGUGUGUUUCCUACUGUAACACACAAUUAUUACAAGUACAACAGAUAGGAAUUAAUAAUCCAUUUGAAAAUCAUACAGACAAUAGAUACUCAUAUAUUACUUAAAUUACAGCAAAAAGAACAUAAAACAUAGACAUAAACAUCUACUUCUAAAUAUUAAUUUAA
Xyrauchen texanus (razorback sucker) is the source of this 2557-nucleotide messenger RNA. RefSeq names its product dihydroxyacetone phosphate acyltransferase-like. Bases 81 to 2081 code for a protein of 666 amino acids. The transcript has 15 exons. The record is from RefSeq and is a predicted model, not a curated record. Gene Ontology annotation, cellular component: peroxisomal membrane; mitochondrial membrane. Gene Ontology annotation, biological process: ether lipid biosynthetic process. Gene Ontology annotation, molecular function: glycerone-phosphate O-acyltransferase activity. NCBI's taxonomy places the organism in Eukaryota, Metazoa, Chordata, Actinopteri, Cypriniformes, Catostomidae.